GACCAGUGUCAGCUGUUACUUCUGUUGGACGGGAAUUUGGGGUUAUAUUUAUCUGAAAAUCCUUCAAAGUGGUUUCACCAAACACUUACAUUUAAAUUAAUAAACUUUGGACCUUCUGGAAAAAUACAUUAGAUAAAUAGAUAUUUAGAUGAGGUUUCAUAUAGAAAUAUUUCAUUUGUGUAACUUGAUUCACAUAUAUAAUUUUACUCUUGAAAAUCAGCUAUAAGAUAUAUGUACCUACCGCAAAGUACUCAAAUUUCGGUGCGUUUUGUUUUUUGUUUAGACGUUCAUACAUCCAGCGACUCUUGUAAAGAUGUCUGAUAUUGGAGGGGUAAAUUCAACUAUGUGGAGUACUACAUAUUUAUCUUUCAAAACUAAGCACGAUCUUGUUUAUAAGGCUCUCGAGGAUGCCAUCAAUUUUGAAGAACAAAAUAAACUUGACAAGGCACUAAAAAAAUAUGAAGAAGGGAUUCUAUUGAUUGAUGAUGUGUUGAGCAUUCCUUUGCAAAAUCCCGAAAAUUCAGAUGCAACUUGGGAAAAAGUAUGCGCUAUGGUACAGAAAAUUAAGAGAUUGCGUGCUGAAAUGUUGACUCGAUUUAAUGACAUUAAGACACAGGAUGAUAUAGAACCGCCUCCAACCUAUGAUGAAGCUAUGAGUUCACUCAACACUUCAGGUGAUGAAGACUAUGAAGGCGAAGGGCUUACUUAUACCGAAUUAGCAGCCGCUCUUAAUGGUCUUAGUGUAGAGCCGAAUCCACAUUUACAUGAAGAAUUAGUGUACAGUCAUCCGGGAGUUCGAUUAUACUUUAUUUCUCCUCGUGGUGAAGUUGUAUCCACCUGUAAGCCACAACUGAUGAAGAUCUAUCUACUAGAAGGAACCUCGGGGAGCUCGAAUACUCCGAAAGCUAUUUUGCAAAUUGGGGACUGGAUUUAUCCUUUGGUACCAGGUGCAUCGCCGUGUUACAAAACAGAUUACGGCGCAUUUAUUAUACCUGAUAUACAUUCAGAUGUUCCCGGAUCGUCAGUUGGUAUAAUUUUGCCUUCUGAUGCUGCUGCUGAUGUGUUUGACUUGCUUGAAAGUAUUCUUCAUGGAAUCAUUACUCAAGAAACCGAGCAGGCUCUUUUUGAAGAGAAAUUAAGAAGAGCUGACAUAGAUCAUUCAAGUACUCGUGUAUCACGUGCACUAGUUAAUGGUUCUUGGGCGGUUUCACAGGAAAUUAUUAAAGGAGCCCAUAAAAUAGGAGAUUUUUUAAAUUGGGGGACACCCAAAAUAAUUGAUAACAUGACUCCAGCCGCACAGCCCACUGUAGUACCCAACUCUUUACAAAAAGGCGUCCAGAUUGCUGAAACAGCUACUUCUAAGGCUGUACAAGUAACAGGCUUUGUUGCCAAUAAAGUGGGCGAAGGGACAAUGCGUUUGGGUCAAUUUCUAGCGCCACACAUUCAGAAGCAUGGCGCAAAACUACUGUCGUCUGGGUUUAAAAUGUCCGAAGAGAAAGCAUCUGAAAAAAUGCAAAAUGCACUAACAAUAGCUGCAGGUGCUGUAGAAGGUUUUGCUACUAUAUACAGGGGAUUAAAAACAUCAUCUUCCGUCUUGGGUACCGCUCUAAAGCAAAAUACUGUUAAAGUAGUGGAUCACAAAUGGGGACCACAAUGUGCUUCCACUGCUGAAUGCUCUCUUAGUACUGUUGGUAAUGUCUACAACACUUAUGGAAAUGCGCAAAUUUUACGCCCGAAAGUUCUUCUGAAGAAUACAGCAAAAGGAGCAGGAAAACAAAUGGUUAUGGUACACUCUGUAUCACGUGAAGCGAAUGGUGAGUUACUAAUGAUGCUGGAACCGGGGUCAUCAAGCAUCAGACCAAAACCACCUCCAAGAAAAAGAGAUUAUGCUGAAUUGUCCAGCGAAAGUGAUAACGCGACUGAUGAGAAAGAAAAGCAAAAAUGAGAUUUUUUACUCGAAUCGCAUAGCCUAUUUAGGAAGGUACCUGGGUUUUAUAUAUUUUUAAUCAACUUACCAAUAUUUAAAUUAUAGAAGUCAACUAAAUUCAAUUUAGUGUCUCAUAAACUCAUGUUCAAUUUGCUAUAGUUGUUAAUUUCUAAGCUUUCAAUGUGCUAUUUGAAUACGGCAAAAUACAGUUUAAUGGUAAGUGUGUAACUUCACAUUUUUAAAUGCUCAUAACUUCAGAAAAAUGAGGAAUUGGACAUAUCUUUCAACAACGUAUUUUUAUAACUAAGGUCUUGGUAAUAGGUGUUCUUUCAAUGGAGGACCUCACACUUUGAAAAGACUUACUUCUUCUAAAAUAACAAAUAGAUUGUUUUGAAAAAUUUUAAGUUUUCUUGCAAUUUAUAGCAGUUUUUUCUACAAAAUUGUGUAGCGAACGUCCAGCUUUGAUCAUUAAUUAUCCGACUUUAAAAAUGCUCGAUGAGGUUUAUCUUCGAAUAACUUCGGAGAUCCUGUUAUAAAACGUUAAAUGUUAUGUAGUGGGUUUGAUUCAGUGAGGCAAGUGAAAAAACACAUUUUUAUCUGUCGCAACUUGUCUUGAAGUUUUCGCAAUCUCACCGUCAAUCAGCACCAUUUGAUUAUAGCAAUACAAGGAUUGAUCUGAAAUAUUUUUAUCGAUUUAAGGUACUUUUUGCUCUCUGUUCCGCUUGUAGCCUAACAAAAGGUUACUGAUACAAUUCGCCUAAAAGACAGCUUUUUAUACUCAUGUGAAUAGUAGAUAUUUACUUUUUAAGCAUUUUAUUUUAAUUUUAAUGCUUCUCUCGUUUGACUGAUUUUAAGAAAGUAAUUAAUUUAUGGGUUGAUUGAAAUAGGGUUUUGUGAUUUAUAUUUAAAUAUUAGUCAUUGUUGCUUUGUUACGGAAAUUCAAUAUGCAUUUAAAAGCGUUUUUCGAAUAGGAAACAUCGCAUCUUUUAAAACCAAAUGAUAUGUUUUAAGACGAUUUACAAUCUAUAUAUUCAGCUCUCUCUGAUGUUAAGUAAAGGCCUGAGCAAGCAAAUUCUAGGUAAAAGGUAUACUGACAAAUAAUAAUAAAGUUUAUAGGUGUU
This is a messenger RNA of Dendroctonus ponderosae (mountain pine beetle), 3048 nucleotides long. Its product is annotated as protein spartin. NCBI's taxonomy places the organism in Eukaryota, Metazoa, Arthropoda, Insecta, Coleoptera, Curculionidae. The transcript is spliced from 10 exons. Gene Ontology annotation, cellular component: plasma membrane. The record is from RefSeq and is a predicted model, not a curated record. The coding region runs from base 314 to 1945 and encodes 543 amino acids. Gene Ontology annotation, biological process: negative regulation of BMP signaling pathway; cell division.